AUGUUCUUGGUGAAGAAGCGCGUGUUUAGUGAAGAGGUGAAGGGUGAGGCCUACUAUGGCCUCACUCGCACCUCUAAAUGGUUGGUGAGGCCGGGGACAUCGGGCUUUGCUCCCAUGCUUACGAUGCUGAACCACCCUAUAUUCCUUGCACCAUGGCACUGCUUGACAUCAUUGGUUGACGUAGGUGGUGGCACUGGGACCGUGGUGAGUGCGAUAGUGAAGGUGCACCCGCAUAACUCAGGCAUCAAUUUUGACCUCCCGCAUGCUGUGUCGAGUGCACCAGAGCAUCCGAGUGUGGUUAAUGUCCGCGGUGACAUGUUCAUCUCUAUCCCUCAUGCUGAUGCAGUUUUGAUAAAGAUAUUGACACAUUGCAUACUUUUUCCCAGUUUCAGAAAAUCGACUCUGCCACGGUACUCUAACUUUUACCGAGGCGAGUUAUUCAGUCGAUCGAUAUUGCACGAUUGGGACGACGACGAUUGUGUGAAAAUCCUCGAGCAGUGCAAGAAAGCAAUCCCAAGGAACAGUGGGAAGUUGAUCAUCGUCGACGCGGUCUUGCAUCCUGACGAUGGUACAAGUGCUUUUGCAGACUCAAAGCUGGCAUUUGACCUCUUGAUGCUUGCAUUAGCACCAGGAGGCAAAGAAAGGACUGAAAAAGAGUGGAGAGCUCUAUUGAGCCAAGGAGGUUUCAGCAAAUGCAAUAUCAUAUCGCUUCCAACACUACAGGCCAUUAUUGAAUCUUUUAUAUUACUGUGCGGCCUUCAUUUAGCAAUUUUGUUUUUGUGA
Molecule: messenger RNA, 783 nt
Organism: Amborella trichopoda
Lineage: Eukaryota; Viridiplantae; Streptophyta; Magnoliopsida; Amborellales; Amborellaceae
Source: RefSeq, a predicted model, not a curated record